AUGGACCUCGACAAGCUCGCCGCCCACAGCAAGUUUUUCGACCACCUGGUGGACCUGGUGCCCGCCAAGUAUUACCUGGAUGGCGGUCAGGAGACGGUCAAUCUGAAGUACAUGAAGAAGAGCGCGCGGGACGAGGCCAAGGCCGCCUUUAAGCAGCAAUACAAGGCGGCCAAGCGCGCCAAGCUGGACCCCGACCAAGCCAAAGGCACGCUGCAGCUGCAGAAGGAAGCGGCGGAGGCCGCCCGCGCCGCCCGUGCAGAGCAAAACGGAGCACCGGCAUCCGACGACAGCGGCAGCGAGGAGGAGGAGGGCGAGGGGGAGUCUGACGCCGAGGCAGACAGCGGCAGCGAGGAGGAGGCGGCGGCGGCGGCGGCGCGCGGGCAGCAGGGCGGCGGCGGCCAGCUGGCGCACGCGCAGCAGCAGGGGGCCGCGGGGCAGCUGGCGAUAUCCAAGGGCAAGCCCCCCAGCAGGGAGGAGCUCAAGGAGCGGCUGCAGAAGAAGCUGGAGGACAUGCGGAGGCAGCGCAAGGCUGAGGAGCAGCAGCAAAAGGCGGCGGAGGCCAAGCAGUGGCGGGAGAAGUCGCUGGCUGAGGGGCGCAAGAAAGUGGGCAAGGCGGCAGCGCAGCAGCAGCGGCGGUCCCACAAGGGCAAGGGCGGCGAGCAGGCGGCGGCAGCGGGCGGCGCCGGCCAGCAGCAGCAGGCGCAGGGGCAGCAGGGGCAGCAGCAGAAGCAGCGCAAGCAGCACAAGCGGCAGCGGGAGGAGGGCGGGGAGGGCGGCCUGGCCUUCAACAAGCUCGACUUUGGGCCAGACCCGAGGCAGCAGAAGAAGCAGCGUCGCAAGCAGUCCAAGCAGCAGCUGCUGGCGGCGGCGACCGAGAAGCAGGCGGCUGCAGCGGAGCUGGGGGCCAGCCAGGAGGGCAAGGCAAAGCUGCAGCGCGAGGCAUGGGGCACGGCGCUGCAGCGGGCCAAGGGCGACAAAGUGUUUGACGAUCCCAACCUGCUGAAGAAGAGCCUGAAGAAGGAGGCCAAGAUCAAGGCCAAGAAGGCCGAGGCGUGGAAGGAGCGGGUGCAGAAGCAGGGGGAGCAGCAGAAGGCCAAGCAGCAGAAGCGCCGCGACAACAUCGACGGCCGCAUCAAGGCCAAGCAGGACAAGAAGAAGCAGAAGCGCGAGAACAAGCUGCUGCGGGCGGGCUUUGAGGGGCGCAAGCAGGGCUUCAUAGAGACGCCCAAGCGGUCUGGCGGCGGCGGCGGCGGCGGCGGCGGGCAGUAG
Chlorella variabilis is the source of this 1269-nucleotide messenger RNA. RefSeq lists its product as hypothetical. Bases 1 to 1269 code for a protein of 422 amino acids. Gene Ontology annotation, biological process: ribosomal large subunit biogenesis; ribosomal small subunit biogenesis. The record is from RefSeq and is a predicted model, not a curated record. Gene Ontology annotation, molecular function: DNA binding; RNA binding. The transcript has 8 exons. NCBI's taxonomy places the organism in Eukaryota, Viridiplantae, Chlorophyta, Trebouxiophyceae, Chlorellales, Chlorellaceae. Gene Ontology annotation, cellular component: nucleolus.